This is a messenger RNA of Miscanthus lutarioriparius, 294 nucleotides long. The record is from the annotation of a GenBank genome assembly. NCBI's taxonomy places the organism in Eukaryota, Viridiplantae, Streptophyta, Magnoliopsida, Poales, Poaceae.
AUGGCACAUCAUGUCAAGAAGGGCACGGCUCUCCUGCCAAUAGCAGCUCUGGUGGUAGCCAUGGCCAUGUUCUUAUCAUCUUGUGACGCAGCAGAUACGCUACUAAUUAAUAACAACGUGAAGCAUUUAUAUGUAUGUUUGGGUGAUCACACAGACUACUGCCACGCGAUCGUGCCGUGCUCAGACGAGACAUGCUUCUACUACUGCCAGAAGAACAAUUACAAGAACUUCCAGACGUACUGCACGCCGGGACAGUACUACCCAAACUGCUGCUGCCGUGUGCCCGAUGCAUGA